Messenger RNA from Suillus clintonianus, 1911 nucleotides. RefSeq names its product WD40-repeat-containing domain protein. Bases 1 to 1911 code for a protein of 636 amino acids. NCBI's taxonomy places the organism in Eukaryota, Fungi, Basidiomycota, Agaricomycetes, Boletales, Suillaceae. The record is from RefSeq and is a predicted model, not a curated record. The transcript is spliced from 4 exons. Gene Ontology annotation, molecular function: protein binding.
AUGUCUUCCUCCACCAGUAAGACGACAGCAACCACGCCAAGCUGGACGAUGCGAGGCCAUACCAACCGGGUAAAAGGUGUUGUACACCUGCCUGGCGGACGACGCAUCAUCACAUGUUCAGUGGACGGCUCACUCCGACUAUGGGACUUGGAGAGCGGCGCACAGAUAGGUGAGGACUGGAAAGAUGAGAGCAAGGCAGGAGUGUUCUCCAUAGCAUUGUCUCCAAACAACAAGACAAUUGCAAGUGGAAGCAGUGACGGGACAGUGAGGUUGUGGGACGUUGAGACGAGGAGGGUCAUCGCCAAAUGGACAGGACACACCAAUGUUGUGUGUGCAUUGUGCUGGAGUGCAGAUGGUAAGCGAGUAGUGAGUGGGUCUUGGGAUGGGAUGGCAAGAGUAUGGAAAGUCAAGAGCGGCAGAACCGUCCUGAGACUUAAAACCGGGCAUGCGGAAGUGUACGCGGUGAUGCAUUCGCCCGACCAAACAAAGAUUGCGACUGGUGGAUGGGAAGAGGAUGCAGCGAAAAUCUGGAAUGCGAAGACGGGAAAGCUGAUCACGACACUCAAACACAAUUGGCCAGUUUGUAGCUUGGCAUGGACGUCGGAUGGAAAGAGGUUUAUCUCCGCGUCAUUCGACCCGAUCAGAAUCUUCGACACUACCACUUGGCAGGAAAUCGCCAUCCUGCAAUUGGAGGGUCAGCCAUCCCGUGUCAACGCCAUUCUCGACGGUCGCAACUGGGACAACGGUCACAUCGAUCACACCCGGGUCAACGCCAUCUCUUUGUCUAGGAACGACCGCCUCCUUGCAAGUGCAUCAUGGAAUGACACAGCGCGUCUGUGGAAUCUAGACACCUACCUCCCGGCCGGACCACCUCUCCAGCACGAAGAUAAGGUGGACUGUGCAGCCUUUUCCGCUGAUGCAAAACUGCUAGUCACUGGUUGUCAGGACAAAAACGUUUACGUUUGGGACAAUCACGCCAUCCUCAACGAAGCUAGCCUUGAAGACGACCGACUGCACACUGGUGCUAAAGACAGACUCGCACAGAAGCCAUCUCAAGGAAAUUCAGGAAUAGAGCGGACCCCCCGCUCUUCGUUCAGUGACAGGUCGUUUUUGGAAGCUGAUGCUACGCGAUGUCAUGACGAGUUCGGGGGUGUUGAUGAACUUCCGCCUAGGUUUUUUGACGAUAUCCAACCCGACGUUGAUUCCUCCAAAAUGGGUGGUGCCCACCCUCAUUCCUCUGCGAGUGCACUCCUCGCUCACCUUUCCUCGCUCCUCCACCGCGUUCGACACGGCAAUGCUGAAGCGACCGACCUUCCGCAACCCCCGACGUCUUCGGGAUUACAUCCACAGGCGCUCCUCGCUCGCCUGUCCUCGCUCAUUCACCGUUCUCCACCUGAAAAUGAUGCAGAAAACGAACCUCAGCAACCCUCUACGCCUUCGAGGUUAGAUACGCACGCGCUCCUUGCUCGCAUGUCCUCAUUUCUUCGCCGAUCUCGACUCAGCACCGAAGAAGAAAGCGAACCUCGCCCCACAAUGCCUUCGGGUUCAAGUCCAGAUGCACUCAUCGGUCGUCUGUCCUCACUCUUCCGCUCUCAACUCAAGACCAACGAAGAAAUAGAACUCCCGCACCGCUCAUGGCGUCCUCGUGUUGUCGAAGUUGCUCCAAUGCGGGAUAGGGAGGUAUUGUUUGUUGCUCCGCGGUCGCCACCACAUCGUCCACACACUCAGCCUGAUGGUAAUACCACACCAAGACCUACGCAGUCACGACUCCUGUUAUUGUUGGCUCAUCUUGUACUUUUCCUCUGUUGUGCAUCUCCUCAACAUAUUGAUGACAAUGCGAAACCAACACAGCAGCAGCAAGGUCAAUCGCAAGACCAUGUCCAGGCCCAGGCAUCAUCAUCGCAGACAUGA